CGAGGUUGUUUUGGUGAAGCAACUCUUGACGGAAGAGUUAUUAUCAUCGAAGCGUAAUAAUAUUUCGUAUGGUUUCACUUUCCAAGAAUUUUCACAGAAAACGAUUUGCCUUUGGCCAGUUUGAAUAUGCAUAUUGCCACAUAAUAUUAAAUUCUUCAAGGUGCUAAGGAUCGUUUAAAUCUGAAGAUGAGUCGUCAAAGAUCUGCAGACGCGGCUCGCUUCAAGCCAAAAUAUUUUUACCAGUUCAGAAUUAUUUUAAUCGGCGACAGCACUGUUGGGAAAUCCUCGCUUUUGCGGCAGUUUACGGAAGGUCAAUUCAUCGAAAAUUCGGACCCAACAGUCGGUGUGGAUUUCCAUGUCAGGGUUGUAAUGCUUACAUCUGAUGUCAGGAUAAAGUUGCAGAUUUGGGACACAGCAGGACAGGAGAGAUUUCGUGCCAUCACAUACUCAUACUAUAGAAACACUGUUGGAUGCUUGAUUGUUUAUGAUAUCACUAACAGAGAAUCAUUCCUUAACAUCAAAGACUGGUAUACAGAGGCAAAGAAUUGUGUAGAGGAAAGUGAUGUUGUCUUUAUGUUGGUAGGUCAUAAAAUUGACAAAGAAUCAAUGAGAAAAGUUUCCACAGAGGAAGGAGAACGAUUUGCAGAAGCAAACAACAUGAUGUUUAUUGAGACAUCAGCUAAGGUUUUAUGCAAUAUUGAGGAAGCUUUUUUCAGAGUGACUGAGGAAGUGCAUAAACGCAUGGAGAGAGGAGACCUGGGACUGAGAGAUGGCUGGGAUGGGAUUAAGGCACUUCCUAUGCGCCCUACAGAUGUGCUGGGUAUUGGACAUGCUAUUUCAGCAGAAGACUUACUGGAACAUCAUCAUGAGUCCAAAAGGUGCUGCACGGGUUGAUGUUUUUUUUUUUUUUUCCAUACAUACCAGGAGAAAAUGAAAUUGACCUUCUAAACAAAACUAAACAUAUCCCAAUAGUGAACAUCUAGAAUUUUACUCUGAUUGAGCUAAAAAUAUUUGACAUCAACUAUGUUCUUUCUAGAAACAAAAUUUACCCAACAUAAAACCCUACUCUGUAAUCAGCUAGGGGAAAAUUUUGUUGCUCAUAUUCUUCAUUUUUCUUUGUUAUGGGUUCUUCUGUGUCUUCUGUUUGGAAUGAACUUAGCAUUUGUUAAACCUAAGUAACAAGUUGUCAGAUAAUUUCACUGAGUGUACUUCCUGUCACCAAAUGUAAAUGCUGUGGGAAGUGUUGCAAUUUAUGUAGGUCUGACCCAGGUAGCAAUAAGAUUACUUGAUAGGUAAAUAGUCCAUUGUUCUGCAAGCAUACCCUUGGCCAAAGUCAUGUGGUUUUACUGUAAAGGAUUUAAAACACCACUCUACUCUUGUUUUAAGGCCAUGAAACAUUUUCUUCCAUUUCUUGACACCUGUGAGAACACCUUCAGAAACUAGAGUGGGUUCUGGAGGUACUAGAUGUUUACAAUUUUGCCACUCAUCAGAUAUUGUUUGAUAGGGAAACAUUUAUUUGUGGUAAGGAACUAGAAUUGUGUUAGAUAUCUAUUAAAGAGCUGGAGUGGUAACGUUAAACCUGCCAUUACUUGGUAUUAAAACAUAUAUUGGACUCACACAGUAGAUAGUUUAAACGCAGGAUAAAGGUUGAUCAUAUAGUUUUGUGAGUGAGAAAGUCCUGUAAAGGACUAUUACAGUACUUAACUAUUUUGGCAUCAUCAAAUUUUUCAAUUAAUUCUGAUGAUGACUUCUACUUUGUCGUUGUGUCAUCAGCAACUGUCACCAACUAAAGUCCUCUCCUUUACCACUCUCACUUUUUAGAUUACAUGAUCAACAAUUACACUGACUGAUAGCAUUUUUAAGGGGAUGUUAUGGGGUAUUUCCUCACUUAUGACCUUUAAAAGUCAGCCAGAGUAGAUUAUAACCUAACUAAAAUGUGUGAAGUGUAGCAACAAGGACAGUAGUGUUUUCUGAAGCUAAAAAAGGUUAAGUUUUUGCCAAUUUUACUGUUGUGUAGUGCUAGUAAAAAAAUGUGGGGGUGUUUUGGAUAAGAAUGUCAACUUAAGGUUAUUAGCUAAAGAGAGAAGAUGUCAUUUGCAAUACUUUUUAAUUGUGUAUAAGUCAAGAAGUUUUUAUUUUGUUGAUUCAGGUGGUUUCCUACUAUUUUAUGUUACUUCGUAACUUUUAAUGAGCAGGUUUGGUUUUAUUUAUAAAUGAGUGUGAAAUGUAGAGCUUAUGAUUAAUUUUUUUACUCAUUUUUUAAGAAAACAGGCAGAUCUAGUUAUUAUGAGGUUUCUUCAAUUAAAAACAAACACACCUUUCCCCAA
Molecule: messenger RNA, 2327 nt
Organism: Stylophora pistillata
Lineage: Eukaryota; Metazoa; Cnidaria; Anthozoa; Scleractinia; Pocilloporidae
Product: ras-related protein Rab-39B
Molecular function (GO): GTPase activity; GTP binding
Source: RefSeq, a predicted model, not a curated record